Molecule: messenger RNA, 9819 nt
Organism: Contarinia nasturtii (swede midge)
Lineage: Eukaryota; Metazoa; Arthropoda; Insecta; Diptera; Cecidomyiidae
Gene: bark
Product: protein bark beetle
Exons: 15
Coding region: 405-9593 (3062 amino acids)
Cellular component (GO): membrane
Source: RefSeq, a predicted model, not a curated record
AAACGUCUUUUGUAACGAAACUUGUGUUUUUUGUAUUAAGAAAAUAAUAAAUUUAUACAUUUUUAACGCGUUGUUGUUGUUGUUGCGUCUCCCGUUCUCGCGUUCCAGUCGGUGAGGGAAAAUCGUUUCCCUGGUUGCAUUGUUUAUCGUUUUCAAUCAUGUUGCAUGUUCUGUGUCCAGCGAAUAAAUGUUGUUUGUGUUGACGGAGAAAAUCACAUCGAUAACCAUAAUAUUGAGACGAAAGAAAGAAAAACAAACGUACCAUAUGCACAAAAAUUUGCUGACAUCCGAAUGACCAAAAAAAUAAAUGAAGUGUUACAGAAGCAAUAAUGUGAUCUCACAAAACAAAAGAAUAAUUAACAAAGUUUGGCGUAUUUUUAGUGAAAAUAUUUAUAUAAAUAAAAAUGAAAUAUAAACCAAAUUUUCGUCUACGGAUGACCAAACAGUUCAAAGAACAUGGACAGUGUGAAAGACAAACAAUUAAUCUAAAAUCAAUGAAUCACUUAUAUUUAGGUCGAAGUGUGUUCGUGAUAGCGACAGUGUUGUUAUUACUACUGCCAGCGAUAGUGAAUUGUGAUAAUAACGUAUUGAAUGAAAUUGACGAUGGUAGUGAGGUGCAUGCCAAAAAUACGCUUACAGAAUUAACGGGCGGCCGUAUUAUCGGCGAAAAAUGGUUGCGACAAAUGGAAAGCCCAUAUUCGCUUGAAACCGAUUUGACAAUCGAACGCAGCGGUAAACUGUUCAUCGAACCAGGUGUUACGGUUCGGGUUGCUCCAAUGGUCGGGAUUAAUGUACGAGGUGUUCUAACUGCACUGGGAAACAUCAAUGAAAAAGUCGUAUUCACAACCCAAAGCGAUUCGGGAUAUAGUGAAACAAUAACAAAUGAACCGAAAAGAUUGGGUGCUCGUUUGGUAGAUGGUCCAUCACCGUUGGCUGGGCGACUUCAAAUUUUCUACGAAAAUAAAUGGCGUUCGGUGUGCACAAACUCCAGAAAUUGGACAAUACCUGAUUACGAGGCGGUGUGUCGUCAAAUGGGUUUCAAAGGUGGCCGAUUUUGGAAUUGGAUCGAACGUUUAUCGAACUAUGAAUCACGUUUGCUGUACGAAGAGCCCAGUUGUCAGGGUACCGAAACUGCAUUAGCCGAAUGUGCAUGGAAUACAAUUCAAAUUGGUUCGGGUGUGUGUGACUAUCACAAUGAUAUCGGUGUUCAAUGUUUGCCAUUGCAUGAGACAUCAACAUCGCAUUGGCGUGGUUUACGCUUUGAAAAUGCACCGUCCGAACAACGUUUAGCACUUGACAAUACCAAUUACGAACAAGCGUCGAUGUCUGAACUGCGAUAUGUGGAUAUCAUAAAAGCUGGCUCGGGUAUGGGUCGCGCGACAAAUGCGGCUAUUGAAGUAUUGGGUGUGCCGCCAUCUAUGAAUUUCGUUACAGUCGAUCGCAGUGCAUACACUGGCAUUAAUAUAACACGACCAGAUGCUGCGUUCACCUUCAACGAAGUAACCGUACAAAAGAGUCGAGGCAUUGGCAUUUUUGUGAAUUCAAGCAAUGGAUUGGCACUAUUCAAUCGUGUUAAAGUUACGGACAAUGGUGAUGAUGGUAUUCGAUAUACCGGACACGAUUUACGUUCAGACGAACGAACCGAUCGAAAUAGUAUUUUUGAUUUUUGUACAUUGCCAACGACAGCCAGUCAAACCUAUCCGAUUUCAUUGUCCAUUCAACAAUCACAAUAUGCAACGGUUUCGAAAGAAUGUUUUAAAUACUUUUUCACACGGCACGGGUAUUUAUUAACGGUGAAUUUCGUACAUUUUGUUGUUGAACGCAAUGAAACUGGAUACAUUGACAUUUUUGAUGGGUCUUCGGCUAGCGAUCGUUUGCUUGCCACAUGGGCCAUACGAAAUUUCACAAGACCACAAAGUUUAACAAGUACACGUGAAAAGGUAUUUAUUCGAUUUCGCGCUGAUGCACGUUCAAAGAUAUUGGGCUAUUUGAAAUUAACAACCGGACCAUUUAAAUCGUACGAUUUGAAUGUUACGAAAUCGGUGAUUUCGAAUAAUGGCGGUCGUGGUAUUGCUGUUGAUUAUAUGAGAUCACAAGUGCACAUACAUGAAAGUGCUGUCAUGAAUAAUGGACAUAUUGCCGGUGUGCAUAUUACAAGUGGUGUGGGUGAUGUGAAUGUAACACAAAGCCGAAUUAGCAUGAAUCAUGGGGAUGGAAUCAACAUCACCUAUUACGGUGGCAAUCGAAACAUUUCGAAAAGUACAAUCACAUCAAAUACCGGCUAUGGAAUUGCCGUUUGGUUGAAUCAUACAUCGGAAACAGAUCGUCAAGAGUUUAUUCAAUUCAAUCAAACAUCCGUUGUUGAGUACUCAACGUUCUAUCGGAAUCUUGAAACGGGAAUUUUGCAUGGAAAUUAUUGCAGCAAUCAUUGGGUCAACAUAACUGGUAAUAAAUUUAACGAUAGCACAUCGAAUUCCAUUGAUAUUCAAUCGUGUUGGUUUGCAACGGAUAACAAUGAAAAAUUGAAAUUACAAAUCGGACACAAUGUAUUUGAAAACGACAAUAAAAUCGGUAUUGUCAUUAAUCCAGCGUUAAAUUUAGACGGAAAUAUUGAAUACAAUCAUUUUCAAUAUGGAAAAUAUGGAUCGUUACUCAUAAGAAAUAAACAGCUUGACGAAUUUCGACUAUUACCCGUCCGAUUGACAAUUCAUCAUAAUCAAUUUUUUAAAAAUCAAGGAAUUUACGUGGCAUCAUUGGGUUUGACACCGUACAGUGACAGAGACAUCCAAUAUUUAUUGUUUACACGGAACUUUGUGCGAAUGAAUAAAAUUAGCGAGCCAUUCAUGAGUUCAGACGACGAUGAUAGUUUAUUCGGUGAGAAUCGUUUGUCGCCACGAUCUCGUGUCGCUGCACCGGUUGUCAUUUCGUCAAGCAAUGUUGAAAUAUUCCGAAAUAUUCUAAACAACAGAGAAUCACGAUACGAAGUGGGUUCACAAGUGUCCGAUCAAAGUAAAAUUCUAAAUGUAACAUACAAUUGGCUGGGUCACAAAGACGAAGAGCAAAUUUUCCAUCGGCUAUUCCAUCGAAAAGAUCGAUACGAUUUGGCGAAAAUUGAAUAUUCACCAUAUCUUUUGCACAAUUCAAAUCCGGGUGCGAAUACGAUAAUGGCAAUUCAGACAUUUGUGCCGCGAUUUUUCACCGAAGGCUCAGAUGUGGUGGGCGGUGAAGUCGAUGGACAAGAGAUUUUACAACCCGGCACCUAUACAGUUGAUCGCGAUAUAAAUAUUCGACCGGGUGGCAAAUUAACUUUAAGUCCAGGUGUAACGCUUAAUUUUGCACCCGGUGUUGGUAUGAUGGUUUCAGGCAAAUUAGAAGCGAGAGGCCGAAAUCCAGAUGACAUUAUGUUUACAUUGAAACGAACACCGGUUGUUACAUUCGAAAAUGAAACGACCGACGCAAAUAUCACCGAUAUGGAUACAGAAGCAGUUGUUAUUGUUGAACAAAAGCCAAAUGUUCCGAUUCGUUUGUUGGGCGGAACAUCUGAAAUGGAAGGACGAUUACAAGUGUAUUUGAAUGGAAAAUGGGGUACUGUUUGUGACUAUGGAUGGAAUAUAAUAAAUGCUGCAUUGGUGUGUCAUCAAUUGGGCUACGCUUUGAAUCCAGACGAUUGGCAAUUGGAGCGUUCUGAAUUACCAAAUGCUGGCAUAUCAGAAGAUGUAAUUUUAUCGCAUGUUCGUUGCACUGAACAUGACAUUGAUAUUACAAAAUGUCGAGCAGAGCGUGCGGCAAACAAAGAGUUCGUGAAUUCGUGUUCGCAUGCACAAGAUGUUGGCAUUCGUUGUUAUGAAGGCGCAUGGGCUGGUGUUCGUUUUGGUGUAUUGGCUGAAUCAACCGAUUUACAAUAUGUUACCAUUGAAAAAGCCGGCCUCUUUGAUUAUGCAUCGAAUACAUUCAAGCCAGCACUACAAAUGGAUUUUGCUAGACAUAAUUUGGAAAAUGUUCGCAUCGUCAAUAAUUUACAAGAUGGUCUUGGUGUUGUGUAUUCGGACAUUUACGGUGCAUCAAUAAAUAAUGUGAAAAACUCUGAAUUUUCAACGAAUCGAGGCAGUGGCAUCAGUUUGAAGCAACUUGGAUUGCGUGUUCAAGGUUCCGUUAUCAAAGAUAAUUAUGGUCCGGGAAUAAUUCACACACCGGUUAUUUCGGCAAUUGAACAACGUGAAUUGGCUGGCUGGUUUCAAAUGGCACCCGAUUUCAACAUUCACGAUUCGGAUUAUCAUCCGUAUGUGUUGCCACGAGAUGAUUUGAGUGACAUAAAUGUGGACAUUUGGACAAAGAAAUAUCUGCUUACCGCACGCGUAAAUGACGGUCAACCGUCAAUUGAACGUACAAUUAAUAUUCGAUGUGCGCCGGGCUAUGUGAUUGGUUUUCAAUUGCUCAAUCCCAUUCAAAAUGGAUCAACCGAAAAUAUUUGGAUAUACGAUUCGCAAACGCCAAGCAACAAUUCAAAUGUCUAUGAAAUGAAACGUGAUUUAACCGUAUUUCCGGUGACAAGCAGCAGUUAUGGUGUUAUGCUACGCUACAGCAGUGGAACGAAUGCGUUUGGCGGUGUUGUUUUGGUUAUAUCAAGUAUAACAGCACCGGUGCAAAACAUUUACAAUCGCAUUGUAUGCGGACCGGUACCAACGUUGUAUGUUACAUCGACAAAAAUUCAACGAAAUCAAAAAGGUAUCAUGGCCACCUAUUAUAAUCGGUAUUUAGGUGAUCGAGCCGAACAUUUUAUGCGCAAAGCAAACGAAUCAAUAAAACUCACACACUGUGAAAUCAGUCACAAUAGAGAAGAGGCAAUUUUUGUGCUGUCACCAUUUUGGGAUGUUCAUGUCAGUAACAUUUCCGAAAUAACAAUUCAUUUGAAUAAUUCGCUGGUGAUCAGCAAUGGACGCGGUAUUCGACAGUAUUCAAAAGAUUUACGUUCAUCAAAUAAUCUCUUCCAUUAUGUGAUCCAAGGAACAACAUUCGAAGAUAAUUUAAAUGGUGGAUUUGAUAUUAGUUUACCGUAUGUUUGGCAAUACAAUGAAAAUUUUACGCAUUCAAUUUAUUUGGGCAACGACACAUGGAUACGAAAUAAAAAUUUUGGCAUUCAAAUUGCUGGUCAUUUUGCCGUUGCUAAUAUAACGGGAAAUACGUUCCGUGAAAAUGAAUGCUUAAGUGGUCUAAUCGGAUUUCGUGGCAUGGAGAAGAAAUUACGCAUUGAUGGUAAUAUUGUUAGCAACAAUAAUGCACGGUAUGUGAUUCAAUUCCGUGCCGAUUCGUUGAGCGAAAUUCUUGGUGAAGUGUUUGCCAUUUUUGCAUACAAUAAGAUUGCAAAUAAUCGAUUUGAUGGUGAAACACGACAACGAAAUCUUCAACCUUCGGUAGUGGCUGGUUUUAAAUACAAUCGAUGGAUUGCUGAUCGAAAUCCAACGUGUGUGAUUUGCUUUAAUGGCAUUCAAAAAGUGCGCAUCUAUCGAAAUUUAUUGACCGACAAUAAAUUGCAAUACGAUUUGCUGGCAGGCGUUCGUUCGGCACGUUUACAUAAUUUCUUGGAUGCGACCGAAAAUUGGUGGGGCUCCACCGAUGUUAAUUACAUUUUAUCGAAAAUCUUUGAUUUUGAUGAUUGGAAUAAUCAUGCAGAGGUACUGUUUCGACCGUAUUUGGUGGAAAAUAAUUUUGAUGGCAGUCUAUCGCCGUCGAUUGUCGAACGAAAACAAAUCGAUAUUGAUCAUUUGGGCGGAAGAAUAUUCAAAGAUUUGACAUUGUAUCGACGCGGUGUUCCAUAUGUUGUUAAUUCGGAUAUUACAGUGAUGCCAGGUGUUACGAUGACCAUUCAUGCCGGUGCUGAAUUCGAAUUUGCCGAAAAUGUUGGCAUCCUGGUUUUGGGCACAUUAAUUGCACGUGGUUAUCCAGAUGGUCGAAUUAAAAUGAGAAGUCAACAGCCCUCUGAAUCGCAAGAUCAUCAAUUCAAAGCUGAACCACAAAUGGACGACAAUCGUAACGACUUGGAUUCGAUUCGGUUGUGUAAAAACGGAAAUUGUUCGAAUGAGCACAACGAUGUGUUGCCAAUUACCGAAGGCUUUUUAGAAUAUUUCAAUCACACAACAUUACAAUGGGUUCCAAUUUGUGAUCGACGCUUCACCGAACGAAAUGCACAAGUUGUGUGCCGUGAGUUGGGUUUCAACUAUUUGGAUGUAUAUUUCAAUCAUGAUCAACGCUUGGAAUAUCAUACAAAUUCAUUAACACGAAUUUGGUCAUGGGUUCAGCCGCUCGAGUGCAAAGGUGACGAACCAAAGUUCAGUCGAUGCGUUGAACGAUUGAAUGGACAACUGUAUGGUCAUCGACACGAAUGUAAAUGGCACGAUAAAUUUGUGUUUGUCAGUUGCAAUGGAAAUGCAGAUGGUCGCAAAUAUUGGGGUGGCAUUCGUUUUGCACAUUCAGAUUUCGAGCAUAGUACAUAUGAACAUCGUAUUCACGACAUUCAUACGCACACCACAAUCCGAAAAGGCGAGAGUUUCCUCGAAUUCAUUGACAUCGAUUCGGCUGGUAUGCUGCAUGGUGAAAAAUCCGCUUCAAUUCAAACGAUUUUUAAAGCGCCAAUCAUAAAUUCCAUUACAAUAACGAAUGGUGCUCAUCAUGGUGUGAAUUUGGUGUCGCCCAGUGAUACGAUGCACUUGAAAUUAUUGAAAAUAAACAAUGUUUUGGGUCAUGGAAUAAAUGCCGUUUCGUUGACUGGGGAAGGUCGUGAAAGUGAUGAAUCGAGCUUUGCACCGCUUAAAUCUUUAGAAUUACCCUAUCACCUAUUUUCACUUAUCGAUAUUUGUGACAAUAGCAAAGAAAUUGUCAUCGAAGAGCGUGUUAUUUUGUACUACAAAUACGACAACGAUCCAGUUAAUUGUGUCAAAAUAUUCAAUAGCGCUUAUCGCGUUAAACCAAUCGGAUUCCGUUUGUUGCAAUCGAAUCUAUUCAAUCAUUCGAAAUUGUAUGGAAGACGUGAUUCAAUACAUUUAUUCGAUGGUGACUUGUACAAUCUGACGGCAACGCAUAUUGAUACAAUCGAAGCUGAUAGCAAUAAUGAAAAACGUUUGUUCCGUACAAAUGGGCCAAUUUUAAGUGUUCGAUUGGUUGCGAGCGGAGCUCCAUCUACACAUGGUUUCUUUGCUGAAGUUGUUACACUGCCCGCAUCUGCCAUUGGUUUUAAUCGUGAUGCGCAACAUAAUAUAUCGCUGUCAGAAAUAUCGGGUGCCGUUGGAGGUGCAUUAACCUAUGUAACAGCCGGUGAAAUAUCACCAUUAUUAACACUUGAAAAUAAUCGCUUCAUCAAUAAUUGUCGAAAACUAUAUGGAAAUUUUUCGACUUGUGAAGCUGCCAUCAAAUUAGACGUACAAAAUAUGCAAACAUUCCAUUUUCAAAACAAUUUGAUGAAGGGGAAUCAAGGUGGAAUCAUGAUAAAUGCCGACUCACGAGGUUCGGCAACAUCAUUGCGCGCCUACAUUCAUCACAGUUUAUUCGUUGAUAAUAAUAAUCGACCGAGUUUAUUAAUGGAAGGCAGACAAUCAUCGCCCUAUCAAGAGGUCACAAUAUUCAAAAAUUAUUUCUCACAAAAUAAAGCGGGAUACGCUGAUGUCAUUGCACUUCGACAAGUUGUGUCGAAUUUUAGCUACAACUAUGUGCAUAGUAAUCGCGGUGGACGAAUCAUUGAAAUUUCUGGAUUUGACAAAGUUCGAUUGCCCAUUUAUCAGACCACUACUCACAAUGGUUUCUAUGAUAAUGUUGCAACCGAUUGGCAUGGUCGAGCCACAAUCGUUGCGGGCACAGCAGGUCAACAAUAUGUGGAUAAUAUCUUUUACAAUCCAGACAAUGACUACGAAAUGAUCACGGUCAAUCGAUCAAUAUUUGAAUUCCAGUUUUGGAACAGUACGGUGGAUUUGUGGAAAACAAGAAUUGAUGCGGCGCAUAAUUAUUGGAGUUACAAUGAUACGUUGGCUGUAAGUGGCCGAAUUCGGGAUAAAUCAGACGAUCCUCUUUUGCUCGAGGUGAAUUAUAUGCCAUAUCAAUUGAACAAUAAAACCAUUUUGGAUGAGAAAUGUCCGCCGGGAUGGUCGCUGAUUUUGGACACAUGUUACAUCUAUGUUGGUGCGCCAAUGACCUUUUUCGAGGCGCGUGAAUUCUGUCGAUCGGAUAACGCAACAAUGCCAUUCAUUCGUGGAUCAAACGAUAUUUUAUGGUUAUACUUACAAAGGCAAAUGACGCACUUGCGAUACCCUGAAAAGAUAUGGAUUCAAGAUUUAAAUCAUUUGGAACAAUGCACCAGUUUUAUUUAUCGAAGCAUUGAAAUCGAUGACUGCGACAAUAAGCGUGGUUUCGUUUGUGAAAUUGAUCCGAGGGUUACGCUCUCGCCAUUGUCUUGGCAAACAGACAUCGCUGCCGUUGUUAUGAUUAGUGCUUUAAUUUUGGCCAUUCUUUUAUUGUUUUUGUGUUUAUUUUGUUGGUGCUCAAAAUCACAUCAUCGGCACAUGCAGCGUUUGGAACGUCGUAAUAGUAUUCGCCAAAGUUUACGCAGUCUAAAUGCAAUCGAUCCGCAAGGUUCAUUGCGUCGUCGAAACUAUAGCAUGACAAGAUCGACCGAUACUUUGACGAAAUCAAUAAUAACAACGCCGGAUUUGAAGAAGAUGAUGUCAAAGGGAUCGAUUGAUUCAAUGGACAAGAGUGUCAUAAGUUCAAAUCCAAGUUUGGGCGGAUACGAUAAUCAAAAUAUGCAACAAAGAUAUGUUACACAAAAGAACAAAUAUAGUCCCACCAAUUCGGAUAGUACAACAACAAAGAAGGAUUCAACAUAUGAUCCAAAAUUGACGAAUGCACCGUCGUACGAUCCAUACGGUCAAAAUUUCGAAUUAUCAUACCGAAAUGAAGGUUUCCGUGAUAAUUCAACGUUUACCACGCGCAAUAAUUCAUACGGUACAAAUAUAAAUGACGACACACCCAUCGUACACCACACCGAUAUGGAUGAUUCGGUUUCCGAUUACUACGGAAAAUCGAGCACAUUGCCAAUGCAACCACGAAACAAUGAUAAUUUAUCAUUUUUAAGCGAACUUAAACACCAACUACCCGAAUAUGAACACUUAAAUUCGGGACAUAGCAGUUUCUUAGCAUCACACGAUCAACCACCAAAUUCAUUUCAAUCAUUUUCACAAGAAAAAAAGAGCAGCGCAUCACAUUCACCGAAACAUGAGACACAAUCGAAAUCAGAUGGGAAAAAACCAAAUGAUUAUGCACAGCCGAGCAUUCGCAUGAUUGAUCAUGACACCCGUCGACCAAAUUCAUAUUAUACAGCGAUGAAAAAUGCACGUGAUUCCAAAAAUGUCGCACACAUUUCGACAUCGAAUCGACGACCCAAAGCUGUAUACCAAUCGUCAUCUGUUUAUGAUAAACCAAUCAUCAAUCUCAGAUCCAAAUCAGAGGCACUGCUCGAAGCGAAUUUUGACGAAACUGCCGCCACACUCGAUCAAAAAAUGAAAAGUGAUAAUAAAAGCUACAGCCAACCAAUGGAGACUGCUAUGUAAAAUUUAAUUCUAAGCAUUAGAAUCGUUGAUAAGCUAAACAGAUAACUCGAAUCAUACACUCAUCAAUAUCCGUCUAACAUUUACUUAAACGCAUUUCAUCGAAUCGAAACGAAUUUAGUGUUUUAGAGUCAGAUAAAGACAAAGCGAAUUAUUUUAUGAUAUUGAUAAGCGAACGGAUAAAUUAAACAAAAAUCGAACGAAUGAGAUAGAAUGCUAUAUUUUCAGU